Coffea arabica (coffee) is the source of this 1871-nucleotide messenger RNA. Its product is annotated as polyprenal reductase 2. Gene Ontology annotation, molecular function: 3-oxo-5-alpha-steroid 4-dehydrogenase activity. Lineage: Eukaryota; Viridiplantae; Streptophyta; Magnoliopsida; Gentianales; Rubiaceae. Gene Ontology annotation, cellular component: endoplasmic reticulum. The record is from RefSeq and is a predicted model, not a curated record. Gene Ontology annotation, biological process: dolichol-linked oligosaccharide biosynthetic process; polyprenol catabolic process.
AGCAACACUGCAGAAAAAAUGCAAAUGGCACCAAAACCUCAAGGCGACUUGGUGCCUUUUAUAGGCUUUAAACCAAAAUUCUCCAGAAGCCACGAACGCUAAACCCCUCGGCCAUCAGAAGUUAUCCAGUCUCUCUUUUCACGGUUUCUUCAGUCUCCAACCCUUCACGCCACGCUUAGUAUCCAAUUCCUGUAAGAUCCCCUAUAUCCUACUACUUGUUUUUCCCGUGACAGCAUUGAAUUUACCGUUCUUUCUUUCUUUCCCCAAUAAAUGUGCAAAUAACCGUUCAUAUAUGCUUCUCCAAUCCUGUGGACGAUCAUCCUGAUAAUUGUUCGACCUGCCAUCGAUAAAACUCUGAUAAGAAGACUUGGGUUUUAAGGAAAAUGGAGAUGGGGCUGGUUACGUUGCUGAGAGUAGCAUGGAUUGCAGGGACUUUGCCAAUUCUGGUAGCUUCUAUACCCUGCUCUAAGCUCAAUUGGUUUCACGAUUUCUUGCUGGGGUUUGCCAGGCGAGGCAAGACUAUGCAGCAAUCAUCUUCUAGAAAAUUCACUGUCCCGCAGAAGUUCUUCUGUCACUUUUAUGCAUUGGCUGUUAUUUGGACAACGUUCUUGCUGUUAGCAACAUGGCUUUACGCAUACAAUAUGGCACUAUUGGUCUCCCAGCCACUGCACUUUUCUAGUAUUACCAGCUAUCUCACUGGGGGUUCACAUAGCUUUUGGUUGCAUGGAUCUCCUUCGAUGAAGAUAGAACAGAGAUACAGAUGUUGGGUAUCUAUUUUUCUGCUUUUGUUAAUGGAAGCUCAAGUGCUGAGACGCCUUUAUGAAACGAUAUAUGUCUUUAAGUACAGUCCUUCAGCUCGGAUGCACAUUUUUGGUUAUUUCACAGGCCUAUUUUUCUAUACAGCAGCGCCAUUGUCACUUUGCUGUAAUUACGUGUCAGAGGUAUUCCUAUUUGCCUCAAAUCUGAUUCAAGAACUAAUAGUUAAAGGGAAGGACCGCAUGCAAUUCGGUGAAUAUAGUUGGUGGGGAUUUGUCGGCCCUCUCUUAAAACUUAAAUGGCAUGCUUGGUUAGGUGCAGCUAUUUUCCUUUGGGGUUCGGUUCAUCAGCACCGCUGUCAUGCGAUUCUUGGUUUAGUGCGGGAUAACUCAGAGCAGAUUGAGGACUACAUAAUUCCUUAUGGUGAUUGGUUCAAAUAUGUUUCAAGCCCUCAUUAUCUGGCUGAGAUUGUAAUAUAUGGUGGUCUUCUGGUUGCUGGUGGAUGUUCAGACAUUACGCUAUGGUUGCUUUUUGGAUUUGUCGUGGCGAAUCUUGUUUUUGCAGCCGCUGAAACACACAGGUGGUAUCUGAGAAAGUUUGACAACUACCCUAGAGAGCGUUUUGCCAUAAUUCCAUCAUUUUAUUGAGGCGCUCUCAAGUUAAGGAUCGGAUUUAGGAAGAUAGAAUAGCUCGAUUCUCUCUAGUGACAUGAUCGGACAAUUUUUAUGUUACUCUCUGUAACAGCAGUGAAGAUGGUUAGCUGGUUCAGCAUGUAGAGUCCAGCUGGUGUAUGUAUAAGUAAGCUUCUUAUUAUAUGUAGCGGCUUCUUGUGCUUUGUACCCACCAUUUGAAUCACUGGAAACAUUUCUAGUUGGAGCAUUGUUCUAUUGUGCAUUAUGAAAUGAGAUGUGCAGACACUCUAGAUUUGGAUUGUGCAGUUCACAACAGUGGAGGUUAGCACUAGUACCUGGUGAUACAACCAUUGGCCGUUUAAGAGUGGCUACUACUCCCAUCCAUUGUUAUCCUAAUUGUAUAGCCUGCAAGUUGCUAUUGGUCAGCUCGACGUGGCAUUGCAGUUGGGCGAAGAUGUGAAAGCUUGUUUUGAUCGUGAAAAA